This is a messenger RNA of Syngnathoides biaculeatus (alligator pipefish), 2714 nucleotides long. It is a transcript of the gene abi1a, whose product is annotated as abl-interactor 1a. The record is from RefSeq and is a predicted model, not a curated record. Gene Ontology annotation, cellular component: lamellipodium; intracellular anatomical structure. NCBI's taxonomy places the organism in Eukaryota, Metazoa, Chordata, Actinopteri, Syngnathiformes, Syngnathidae. Gene Ontology annotation, molecular function: SH3 domain binding. Bases 335 to 1945 code for a protein of 536 amino acids. The transcript has 12 exons.
AAGUGGGUUUUGCGGGAAAGAAAGAGCGUUCACUCUGCUAACUUUACUCUUUGCUAACACUAAAGUGAGCAUUUUUCAUUUACGUAUGGAAUAAUAUAUAUCGGACAACAUGUGAAAUCCUCGAGGAAAUAUUGACGAUUGUGUGUGAAAUGUUGAAGGGCGCUUUCCGAGACAAAGUACAAGGAGACGAUCUUUGUGUCUGAGGCAAGCGGUGGCCGACAAUAGCAGGCGGGCGAAGGAGGGGCCGCUCCCGGGGCUCUGCUUGACUUGGUGGCCGCUUCACUCGAAGGGAAGUCGGCGGAGGGACAACGACGCUCGCCGGAGACAUGUAAAGAUGGCAGAGCUACAAAUGUUGCUCGACGAGGAGAUUCCGGCCGGCAAGAGAGCGCUCGUCGAGAGUUACCAAAACCUGACCCGAGUGGCGGACUACUGCGAGAGCAAUUAUGUGCAGGCCCAAGACAAGAGGAAAGCGCUGGAGGAGACCAAAGCCUACACCACGCAGUCCCUGGCCAGCGUUGCCUACCAGAUCAACGCGCUGGCCAACAACGUUCUGCAGCUGCUGGACAUCCAGGCCUCGCAGCUGCGCCGCAUGGAGUCGUCCAUCAACCACAUCUCUCAGACGGUGGACAUCCACAAAGAGAAGGUGGCCCGGCGGGAGAUCGGCAUCCUGACCACCAACAAGAACACGGCGAGGACCCACAAGAUCAUCGCGCCGGCCAACAUGGAGCGCCCCGUGCGCUACAUCAGGAAGCCCAUCGACUACGCCGUCCUGGACGACGUGGGACACGGAGUCAAGUGGAUGAAAGCCAAGCACGGAAACAAUCAGUCACUCCGAGCGGGCACGCUGUCGCGGACCAACCCGCCCACGCAGAAACCGCCGAGCCCGCCCAUGUCGGGGCGCGGCACCCUCGGGCGCAACGCAUCCUACAAAACCUUGGAGCCGGUGAAGCCCCCCACGGUGCCCAACGACUACAUGACCAGCCCGGCCCGCCUGGGCAACCAGCACAGCCCGGGACGCACGGCCUCGCUCAACCAGAGGCAGCGCACUCACAGCGGCAGCAGCGGGGGGAGCAGCAGCCGCGAGAACAGCGGCAGCGGCGUCGCCGUCGGCAUUCCCAUCGCGGUGCCGACGCCCUCCAUUCCCAACUCCGGACCAGUCCCACUCAUGACCUCUCACCCCGGCGCGCCUCCACCACCUGCGCCGCCGCCGCCGCCGCCUCUGAUUGGGCUCGGACCUCCACCGCCUCCUCCCAUAGCGGUGGCUCCCGGGCCGGGCCCGGGCCCCGCCCCGAUGUCUCAGUUCGGCACCAUCUCGCGGCAGAUUUCGCGGCACAACCCCGCCAACUCGUCGGUGUCCAUGGUGUCGGCCACCGGCACCUACCGCCGGGCGCCGUCCGUCACCUCGCAGUUCUCCUUGCAGCAGCAGCAGCAGCAGCAGCAGUCGCCGCCGCCUCACGUUAACGGAGGCACGGCCGCUUACAGCCACCAUUCAAUGUCCGUGGCCCCCCCUCCCCCUCCCCCGAUGCCCCAGCUGACGCCACAGAUCCCCCUGACUGGCUUUGUGGCCAGGAUGCAGGAGAGCAUCUCCGACGCCCCGACUCCGCCCCCGCCGCCGCCCCCGGACGACACGGCCAUGUUCGACGAGUCCCCGCCGCCGCCGCCCCCUCCCCCGGUGGACUACGAGGAGGAGGACGCCUCGGUGGUGCACUACGACGACCCCUACGCCGACGGGGACCCCCACUGGGCGCCCAAAAACUACGUGGAGAAAGUGGUGGCCAUCUACGACUACAGCAAGGACAAGGACGACGAGCUCUCCUUCAUGGAGGGGGCCAUCAUCUACGUGGUGAAGAAGAACGACGACGGCUGGUACGAGGGCGUCAGCGGCGGCGUCACCGGACUCUUCCCCGGGAACUACGUGGAAAGCAUCAUACACUACGCCGACUGAGGGACACCCCCUCCACGCCCGCAAUUAGUCAACGGUAAACCCUCCAUUUAGUUGCGAUGCAGCGGGGGCAGAGGUCAACUGCAGUUUUUUUUUUUGUUUUUGGGCAACAUCAGCAGUUGGUGUGCAAAGAUGAGUUUUCAGUCACGACAAGCUCUCCGUACUGUAAAUUGAUUUCACAUCCAACUCAAAACUGAGAGAACCAUAAAAAGAAAAGUAUGCCAACCUUCACUUUAGAAUUAUUGCCAUUAUGUUGUAAAUUUACUCACUUGUUUUGUUUUUAUUAUGUUGAGUCACUGAACCUGUAAGAAAAUUGCGAUUUCAGGGCCUCAAACACGACUUUCUCUUCACGUCCGAGUGUCUAAGCUUGCGAUGCGAUUUCGUCGCGCCGCAUUGAGACGCACGCGAAAGCCUUCGACAAACAAACGAUCGAGUUCCUGAGCACGAUGCGGCACGCGGUUCGGUCGCCAUUCGUUUGAAAGUCCUCGGAUUUGCGAGAAACGCCGAACCGGGCCGGUUUCUAAACCUCCAACCGAAUCCGACAACAUCCCGUGCUCGACUUAACGUUCACGGGCUGAAAGCUAAAAACAAAGCGAUCUAAUGCAGACGAGCGAGUUUUUCCCCAAUCAGUUUGCCGAGUUCUCACAUCGUCUUGUAUUCUUUUCUUUUCUCUUCUGUUCUAUAGAAUUGCAUUUUGUGCAUCCAACAAGAAAAUCUGCCCUUGAAUUGUAUGUAAAAUGUUGAUUUAAAAAAAAAAAAAAAAAAAAUGUAC